AUGACAUCUAAUCUGACUCACUGCACACAAGUUAACCUUGACUUUACGAAAAACUUUCUUUCUACUGUAUUUUCUGCUGUUUUUGUUUUUGGACUUCUUGCCAAUUGCUGGGGCCUGAAAUCGAUGUGUACAAAAUGGACAAAGCUGGGAAACAUCAACAUUUUUGCAUUAAACCUAUGCAUGGCUGACAUUUUCUAUCUGCUUACUUUGCCAUUUCUGGUGGCGUAUUAUGCAAAAAAUCAAACAUGGAUGUUUGGACAGCCCUUCUGCAAGAUCACCAGAUUCCUGUUUAAUGUCAAUCUCUACGGGAGUAUCGGUUUCCUCACCUGCAUCAGCGUCUACAGGUAUCUGGGAAUUGUACACACCCUGAAGAUUAAAGGCAGAAUAACCGAGCGUCACUCUGUCGGGAUAACCGUUUUGGUCUGGUUUUUGGUGGUCCUUCAGAGUCUACCUGAUGUGUUUUUUAAGAAAACAGACGACAGACUUAAGUGCUUUGACACAGCUGGGAAUGACAGCAUUGAUCACUAUAUGAAAUACAGCCUCAUACAGACAGUGACUGGAUUUGUAAUCCCUUUGGUGAUCAUAUUGUGCUGUUAUGGACAUGUAGCUGUGACUCUAGCUAACAAGAAGGAUGCUGGUGAUGCCAUGCUACGGAUAAAGUGCUUCAGACUGGUGCUGAUCCUGGCUCUGCUCUUUUCCAUAUGUUUCAUCCCUUUCCACAUUCUUAGAAAUCUCAACCUGAUGACUCGUGUCUUGAAGAACAACGGCAUCUGUAAGUCAUGGUUUGGGCAAGUCUACAUUGCCAGGCAAAUAAGCGGUGGUUUGGCAUGUCUGAACUCGGUCAUCAACCCAUUAGCAUAUUUGCUAAACAGCGAUGAACUACUGAUGAGCUGGUUGAGGCAGCUGCAUGAGCGGUCAGAGCAAGCAGCAGAGGUGUUACAAUCAAAAUUGUAA
Trichomycterus rosablanca is the source of this 954-nucleotide messenger RNA. Its product is annotated as P2Y purinoceptor 1. The transcript is spliced from 2 exons. Gene Ontology annotation, molecular function: neuropeptide receptor activity. Gene Ontology annotation, cellular component: membrane. Lineage: Eukaryota; Metazoa; Chordata; Actinopteri; Siluriformes; Trichomycteridae. The record is from RefSeq and is a predicted model, not a curated record. Gene Ontology annotation, biological process: G protein-coupled receptor signaling pathway. Bases 1 to 954 code for a protein of 317 amino acids.